AAUUCUCAGCUUCUCAAAAUCCAUGUAGGGGAAAUUUCAAAUUGUCUGUUUCCGAUGUAGUUUUUUCAUCCUUGUAAUUGCAGUUAAUUUGAAUUUGAAUUCGAAUUCGUUAUAUCCUUCGUUUGAAAUUUUUUUAAUUUUUCUUUUUGGGUUUCACCUAAUUCAAGUUGGUUCUGUUCUCCUUAUAUAGCUGCAAAUAUUUUAUUAGGUUUGAUUUAUGGAAGUUGCAAAUUCAGAUAAUCACUGUAAAAAUUCAGCAGCCGUAGUAAGUUUUGAUCAAUUUACAGGCUCUGAUGCAGCAGAUGAUGUGAAAAAGACAGCUAGAGAGCAGAGAGAAGCUCUCUCUGGGGAGCCUAAAUGUGUUAUAUGUGGACGCUAUGGUGAGUACAUAUGUGAUGAGACUGAUGAUGAUAUUUGUAGUUUGGAAUGCAAACAAACUCUUCUACGCAAGGUUGUUAAAACCCAGGUUUCUGUUGGUCCUUCUGCACCUGCUGUAAGAUUAGCUGCAACCGAUGAGUGCUUUUAUGUUAGAGAAUCAGAAUCUGAUGAUAAAUCAGGGCCUUUAUCUUUAACUAAUGAUCAGACUGAAUUACUGAGAAGGAAACUUGAAAUCUAUGUGAAGGGGAAGUUGGUUCCGGAUCCCAUUUUGUCAUUCUCUUCUUGUAAUCUUCCUCUGCAGCUCUUGCAGAACUUAGCAGCUGCAGGAUAUGAUAUGCCUACCCCUGUCCAGAUGCAAGCAAUCCCAACUGCUUUGGGUGGCAAAAGCCUGCUUGCUUCAGCUAACACAGGCUCAGGAAAAACUGCUUCCUAUCUAGUCUCCAUUGUUUCUCGGUGUGCAGAUUUUCGGCUUCAACACUCUUCUGAAUAUAGAAAGCCACUUGCAAUGGUUUUGACUCCAACCAGAGAGCUUUGUAUUCAGGUUGAGGAUCAAGCUAAGUUGCUUGGUAAGGGUUUGCCUUUCAAGACUGCACUAGUGGUUGGUGGUGAUGCUAUGGCUGGACAACUCUACCGCAUUCAGCAAGGAGUGGAACUGAUUGUGGGGACUCCAGGAAGGCUUAUUGAUCUUUUAAUAAAGCAUGAUAUUGGACUAGAUGAACUAAUGAUAUUUGUUCUAGAUGAGGUGGACUGCAUGCUUCAAAGGGGCUUCCGUGAUCAGGUUAUGCAGAUCUUUAGGGCUCUCUCUCAACCCCAAGUCUUGAUGUAUUCUGCAACAAUCACACAAGAGAUAGAGAAGAUGGGGAGCUCUAUUGCAAAAGAUAUGGUAAUCGUCUCCAUUGGUGAGCCUAACAAGCCAAGUAAGGCUGUGAAACAACUGGCCAUCUGGGUUGAAUCGAAGCAAAAGAAACAAAAACUAUUUGAUAUUUUGAUGAGCAAGCAGCAUUUUAUGCCACCAGCAGUUGUCUAUGUAGGUUCAAGACUUGGGGCAGAUCUCCUAUCUAAUGCAAUCACAGUCACCACAGGAUUGAAGGCUCUAUCACUACAUGGGGAGAAACCGAUGAAGGAGAGGAGAGAAAUCAUGAGGUCAUUUUUGGUAGGGGAGGUUUCUGUUAUUGUGGCAACUGGGAUUUUAGGUCGAGGAGUUGAUCUCCUGGGUGUGAGACAGGUAAUAGUGUUUGACAUGCCCAAUUCCAUUAAGGAAUAUGUUCAUCAAAUAGGAAGGGCUUCUCGAAUGGGAGAGGAAGGUACAGCAAUUGUUUUUGUGAAUGAGGAGAACAAAAAUUUGUUUACAGAGUUUAUUGAAGUUUUAAGAUCUUCUGGAGCUGUGAUUCCUCGUGAGCUUGCAAAUUCACGAUAUACAGUACGAUCCUACCCUGUUGGAAAGGGCCGGAGAAAGCGAAAAUAUGGUUCCUGAACUGUCCACGGCCUGAUUUGUUUCAUGGCUUUAUUUUAUUACUCUGAAGGUACAACAUCAACUCUAUUGCUAGACUGUUGAAUUUCCAGGACUUUGCUGGGUUGCAUAUAGCAAGGAAAUUUGCAACCUUGACAGCAAAUUUGUGAUUGCUUGGUGAAACAAGAAGCCUUUGCCAUUGGGUGCACAAGGAAAUGUUUGCUGAUCUGGGGAUAUCAGGAUGCCAGGGAACAUGAUUUGCAAUUCCUUUGGUAUUGUAACUGAUAUUUUGUCGGCUGGUUAACUUUAUUGGUGUUAUUAGCUUAUUUGGAGGGAAUAUCCAAAGCUUAACGAGAAGAACUUGCUACUGUCAGUGCACCUUAAAUCUUUCUGGCUGCAGUUGAAUGUUAGUACGGUCUUAAGCAGAUUCUUUGGAAGCCACUUUCCUGUUGACCGGAGCAUUUGGAUUCUGCAAAUGAUUUAUAGUCUAAGGCAAAGGCUCUUAGAAUAGCGAUGAUGGUGAGUAACUGAGUAUAUAUUAUUAAUAACUGAAACACUAGGAAAGCUGAAACUUGAACUUUUAAGUGAAUCUACCAAGUCAUAUACGCACUAAUCACUGAAACCACCUUACCUAGUUAGUGAAUCUAUUUAAAUUCAUUGAAUGAAACCUCUUACAGAAAUUUUUAUUUUCUU
Messenger RNA from Jatropha curcas, 2521 nucleotides. The record is from RefSeq and is a predicted model, not a curated record. NCBI's taxonomy places the organism in Eukaryota, Viridiplantae, Streptophyta, Magnoliopsida, Malpighiales, Euphorbiaceae.